Molecule: messenger RNA, 480 nt
Organism: Ascochyta rabiei
Lineage: Eukaryota; Fungi; Ascomycota; Dothideomycetes; Pleosporales; Didymellaceae
Exons: 1
Coding region: 1-480 (159 amino acids)
Source: RefSeq, a predicted model, not a curated record
AUGAUGCAGACACGACCCAGCAAACGCAGCCAGCGCAGCUCGCACAACCCAUAUCGCGACUACGAUGACAAGAUACCCGCAAACCCCUUCCUGGACGAGAAAGAAAAGGCCCUGAGCAAGGAAGACGACCAGUCCCCACUAUCGCCCAUGUUCAUCGACUACCUGCGCAAAAAGACCGCCGCCCCUUCCAGCGAUCUUGAGAAGAUCGAUACAGCCAACAUCAGCGACAAGUACCACGGCAUCAAGAUCGCGCACACAAUAUCGCCCGUCGAUGGGAAGACCUUGGGUUGCGACCGCGAACACACUUUCGAUACCUUCGUCGACCAACGCAAAGUCAGUAGCGACGCGGGACAAACCAAGCGAGUCGGCCAUGGAUGGCAGGUUGCGAGGGCGAUGAAGCGGGUGCUGAGCUCCAAGGGGCGGGAUACGAGAAGGGCUAGACGACAAGAGGAGGCGCUACCGCAAGGGUUAGCCGCCUGA